Hylaeus volcanicus is the source of this 1635-nucleotide messenger RNA. It is a transcript of the gene Y-y, whose product is annotated as protein yellow-like. The record is from RefSeq and is a predicted model, not a curated record. Bases 176 to 1462 code for a protein of 428 amino acids. The transcript is spliced from 7 exons. Gene Ontology annotation, cellular component: extracellular region. NCBI's taxonomy places the organism in Eukaryota, Metazoa, Arthropoda, Insecta, Hymenoptera, Colletidae.
GAACCAACAGUUUACUUGCACUCUUCGCCGCUACCUUUCCACGAGUCGCUUCGAAAGGUGAAAUCAUCGACUGGGCGUCGAUCGAUUUUCGAAAAACUUUUCGUUUCCUAUUGGAAAAGAGAGGUACAGUCUCGCGUAGCACCAGCACCCAAACUCCUCCUCUCGUAUAGUUGAAAUGAUUCGAGAAUUGCUUCUCGUGAGUUUGCUAUAUUUGGGAACCAAGAACAGCAAUGGAAUUCAAAGAUGGGGUUCGCAGUUUGGACGAGCUCCUUUGCUGGAACGAUUUUUCUGGAGAACGUUAGACUUUGCCUAUCCGGAUGAAACUAGCAGAAGAAUCGCGAUGAUGAGGGGAGACUUUGUUCCAGAGAAUGCAUUGCCUGUUGGAAUUGAAAUUUGGAGAAACAAACUCUUUGUCACCGUACCAAGAUGGCGUAACGGAAUUCCGGCUACGUUAAAUUACAUAUCGCUCGACACAAAUCGAGGUGGCUCGCCGAGACUGGCUCCUUAUCCGAAUUGGGCACAAAACAAAGCUGGAGCUUGCGGCACCGCAAUCACGAAUGCUUACAGAAUACACGCAGACGUGUGCGACAGACUUUGGGUGUUGGAUACUGGCACUAUAGGUAUCGGAAACACAACGAUACAAGCCUGCCCUUACACUUUGAAUGUCUUUGACUUGACAACGGACAAAAUUUUGAGACAAUACAGAUUGAAAGCUGAAGAUAUCAAUAUGAAUACUUUUAUUGCCAAUAUCGCGGUGGAUUUGGGAAACGGUGGCUGCAACGAUGCCUUCGCCUACAUGUCGGAUGAGCUCGGCUACGGUUUGAUCGUCUACUCUUGGGAACAAAACAAAUCUUGGCGAGUUACGCACAGCUAUUUCAUGCCGGAUCCUCUGGCUGGCGACUACAAUAUCGGUGGCUUGAAUUUCCAAUGGGGAGAGGAAGGAAUUUUCGGAAUGAGUUUGUCUCCGAUCGCUGUAGAUGGAUUCAGAACCCUCUUUUUCCAUCCGCUUAGCAGCAGGAGAGAGUUUGCGGUUUCCACGAGAAUCCUCAGAGAUGAACAAUUGUCUCAGGAUAGCUAUCACGAAUUUCAGGUGCUCCCUGAAAGAGGGCCGCUUGGCCACUGUACCGCUUCCGUAAUGGACGAAAAUGGACUUCAAUUCUUUAACUUGAUCGAUCAAAACGCGGUAGGCUGUUGGAACUCUUUGGUACCAUACUCACCUCAGAAUCAAGCUGUUGUCGUGAAACACGACGAAGCUAUGAUAUUCCCAGCAGAUGUUAAGGUGAAUCGCGAGUUGCUGUGGAUCAUCUCGGAUCGAAUGCCAGUCUUUCUACUGUCAACAUUGAAUUAUACCGAUGUAAACUUUCGAAUACUAACAGUUCCAGUCCGAGAUGCGAUUGCAGGUACCGUUUGCGAAAAUUCACAAUGGGGUCAAGUCAGUAAUUCGAUUUGGUGGGAGGCAUAAACUUUGUCUCGGAAUUCAACAACUACUGAUAGAUUACUCGUGACAGAGAAUUCACAAUUAAUGCGAACGAAUGAUGUUUAGAACGAAAGAGUUGAAAUCUUUCGAAUGUUCAUUUUGAAAAAUCCCCUUCCGAAAUAAAUCCAUUUUGGUCUCUUUGAACUUUGGUCUCGUCC